GUUUCGUGUAGUGUGUAUGUAAUUUCCGCUACUUUUGGGUAUAAAACGAAUCCAGUCUCGGCCAUCCAAAGCUGUGGCCUUUCUUCUUCUUAUCAUCCGACAAAUUUGAGGAUUUUUUCAUCCGCUCAGAUUCCAAAGAUUAAAAAAGAAACAAGAAAAAAGACUUCGAAAACGAAACAAAAAGAAGGCAGGUAUGGGAGCAGGGAGAUCGGUUCUUAUCUAUUUGGCGAGGAUCUGGAGUCUCCGAGGCGAAUGGAGCAGAUGAAUGAUGCAAAACCUCCUCGGCACCUUUCGGUUAUCCGGCAUUGCGCGAGCACUAACCGAUUGGUGGAUUCAUCGGAACAACAUGGCUUGGAUCUGAGGCCUCCGAGGUUGCCUCCUUCAUUGGAUGAGCAGUGUGAAUUUUUACCGGUUUUUAGGUCUGGAAGCUGCUCGGACAUUGGGGCGAAACCCUAUAUGGAAGAUGAACAUAUUUGCAUAGAUGACAUAAUCAAUCAUCUUGGAGGUGGUGUUGUUCUUCCAGCACCUGGCGCUUUCUAUGGGGUAUUUGAUGGCCAUGGUGGCAUUGAUGCGGCUUCUUUUGUUCGAGAAAACUUGCUCAAGUUCAUAAUUGAGGACCAUAACUUCCCUAACUCGGUGGAGAAGGCCAUGAAAAGUGCAUUUGUGAUGACCGAUCAUGCAUUUGCCGAUUCGCCUUUUCUCGAUUGCUCCUCAGGGACAACGGCUUUGGCCGCUCUUAUAUUUAGAAGGACCAUGCUUAUCGCCAAUGCCGGAGAUUGUCGUGCUGUCUUAGGUAAGCGUGGCCGCGCCAUUGAGCUUUCUCGAGACCACAAGCCAAAUUCUCGAUUUGAAAAGCUUCGAAUCGAGAAACUUGGCGGCAUGAUUUCUGACGGCUAUCUAAAUGGCCAACUUUCUGUAUCAAGAGCUCUCGGAGAUUGGCACAUGAAGGGCCCGAAAGGCUCCGCAUGCCCUCUAAGUGCCGAGCCGGAGCUCCAUGAAACCAUCUUAACCGAGGAAGACGAGUUCCUGAUAAUCGGCUGCGACGGCCUUUGGGAUGUGAUGAGCAGCCAAUACGCAGUCACCGUCGUCCGAAAAGAUCUCAUGGCUCACAAUGAUCCGGCAAGGUGUUCAAGGGUGCUUGUUCGAGAGGCGCUUCAGAGAAACAGUUGUGAUAAUCUCACGGCGAUUGUUGUCUGCUUCUCAUCGAAUCCGCCGCCUCGCAUCGAGGUCGCCAAACCCCGCGUCCGGCGAAGCAUUUCGCUCGAAGGUUUGCAUCUUCUCAAGGGGUUCUUGGACAGCAAUGGCUGAAACUGAAAGAAUUUGAUGGUAUUAUUUGUUUGUUUCUUUCUUUUCUAGUUGGUCCGGUCAAUUUGAACAAUAAGGUUUUAGAUGUGAUUUUUUGUUUGAAGAAAGUAGGUUGGAAGUGUAAAUUUGAGAUUUCAGAUUAAUUCCAUUCAUGGGAAGCACUCAGGGUUUCUAUUGUAAUUCUUAAUUGUAUUUUUUGUGUUUAGUUGAUCUUUGAUGUUACUAG
Molecule: messenger RNA, 1531 nt
Organism: Phalaenopsis equestris
Lineage: Eukaryota; Viridiplantae; Streptophyta; Magnoliopsida; Asparagales; Orchidaceae
Product: probable protein phosphatase 2C 27
Exons: 5
Coding region: 253-1308 (351 amino acids)
Biological process (GO): protein dephosphorylation
Molecular function (GO): protein serine/threonine phosphatase activity; cation binding
Source: RefSeq, a predicted model, not a curated record